CUGAAUAUAAAGAUAUAUGCGCGUGUGCCACUCUUUUUCUUUCAUGCUCUUUAUUAUUAUUAUUAUUAUUAUUAUUAUUAUAAUAAUAUACAAGGAAAAAAGAAACUUUAUCUAUUUUUGCGCCAAGAAGCAUGUGUAGUAGAUGUUUGAGAAGUCUUGGAAGUGCCCGGUGCAACGCUGUUACGGCUGUUGUUCGGCCAUGAUGGCAUACCAUUUAGCCAUAAAAGAGCCGAUUGUGAUGUAUCAAACUCAAGUUUGUUCACAUCGUUACUAUUGUAAAGAGGCAUAGAUGUUACAGCAGAAUCUCCAAAGCUAGAGGUCUGUUGAGGAGUAUUUGUAGGCAUAGGCGAAGGAAACAUGGGUGCAUUAAGAUGAAAAGGCUGAGAUAUAUUAUUGUAAGCUGGAUUCAUGGGUGGCGGAUUAGGGGAGUUUGACGAAAGAGUGUGUGGUGGCGGUGGCGGAGGUGGCGGAGGAGGAGGUGGUGAUGGUAAUGGUAGAUGUAGCUGUGGUUGAGGGUGUGGCUGUGAAUGAGAAUAUUGAUGCGGGGGACGUGAACGUCGGUGUGGUAGCUGUGAUUGUGGCUGUGAAUGAGGUUGUGGUUGUGGUUGUGGUUGUGGUUGUGGUUGUGGUUGUGGUUGUGAAUGAGGUUGGGAGUGUGAGUGUGAAUGUGGGUGUGCUUGUUGUUGGUGAUGCAAGACGCUAAUAGGAUUCUUUUG
This is a messenger RNA of Phycomyces blakesleeanus NRRL 1555(-), 716 nucleotides long. RefSeq lists its product as hypothetical. The transcript has 2 exons. Lineage: Eukaryota; Fungi; Mucoromycota; Mucoromycetes; Mucorales; Phycomycetaceae. The coding region runs from base 491 to 703 and encodes 70 amino acids. The record is from RefSeq and is a predicted model, not a curated record.